UACUCUAUCGAUACGACACCUAAAUCGAUCUCAGGACCCAAAACCUAUGAAGUGGAAGGGUUGACUGCCUCUUAAGUUUAAUUUACAAUAUUAGAAAAAAUAAGUUAAACGAAUAUAAAUGCACAUUUAUUGCAGUAUGUACGGUUCCGUUGCGACUGCGGAAUUAUGGGAAUUUUGAAGUCUGCAUGUGGGUUUUGUAUUGCCGGCUGUAAAAGGGCAAGUAUGGCACAGUUUAAAUUUAUAGAUAUCGGAAUCAACCUGACCGAUUCUAUGUUUCGAGGAAUAUACAGGGGAAACCAAAAACAUCAAGAUGACUUUCCACAGGUGAUAGAGAGAGCCGUUAAAAUAGGAAUCCAGAAGUUUAUGAUAACAGGAGGCAGUCUUCAGGACAGUAAAGAUGCUUUAAAACUGGCACAAACACGAGAUGAAUUUUACAGCACAGUUGGCUGCCACCCCACCCGCUGUGGUGAGUUUGAGCAGAAUGGAGCUGAUCAGUACCUGGCAGACCUGAAAGAAUUGGCCAAAGCAAACAAGGACAAGAUAGUGGCGAUUGGGGAGUGUGGCCUAGAUUUUGACAGACUGGAGUUUUGUCCCAAAGAAACCCAGCUACUGUACUUUGAAAAGCAGUUUGACGUGGCCGAAGAAACAAAACUGCCCAUGUUCCUCCAUUGCAGAAACUCACAUGAAGAAUUUUUAGACAUCAUGAAAAGAAACAGAGAGAGAUGUGUUGGGGGGGUGGUGCACUCAUUUGAUGGUACGAAGGAAGAGGCAGCAGCUAUUCUUGAUCUAGACCUUUAUAUUGGAAUAAAUGGCUGCUCCUUGAAAACAGAAGAAAAUGUUGAGGCCAUGAAGUCAAUUCCUUCUGAAAGACUGAUGAUUGAAACUGAUGCUCCAUGGUGUGGAGUGAAGAACAGUCAUGCAGGCUUCAAGUACAUAAAAACUACCUUUCCUACUAAGAAGAAAUGGGAAGCAGGCCAUUGUGUAAAGGACAGAAAUGAGCCCUGCCAUAUAAUUCAAGUGCUAGAGAUCAUGGCUGCAGCAAGAGAAGAAGAUCCUUUUGAGCUGGCAAACACUAUUUUCAACAAUACCAUAAAGGUCUUCUUCAAAGGAAGCUGAAGGCUUAUACCGACUAGAGCUGCUCUCACACCAGACAACGUGGUAUGGGCUUCUGUCUUCACUACCACACUGUUCCAGAUUUGUUUCGCAGCUUGAAAAUCCUGGAAUCCACAUACAGGAACCAUGAUGAACAUGAUUCUUGAUUGCUGCUUCUGGGAAACAAAUAUAUAUUUUUAAAGAAAAUAAAAAAUAAUUUAAAAGGCA
Messenger RNA from Lepisosteus oculatus (spotted gar), 1320 nucleotides. It is a transcript of the gene tatdn1, whose product is annotated as TatD DNase domain containing 1. NCBI's taxonomy places the organism in Eukaryota, Metazoa, Chordata, Actinopteri, Semionotiformes, Lepisosteidae. The record is from RefSeq and is a predicted model, not a curated record. Gene Ontology annotation, cellular component: cytosol. Gene Ontology annotation, molecular function: 3'-5'-DNA exonuclease activity.